Capsicum annuum is the source of this 850-nucleotide messenger RNA. RefSeq names its product SUMO-conjugating enzyme SCE1. Gene Ontology annotation, biological process: protein sumoylation. The coding region runs from base 168 to 650 and encodes 160 amino acids. Gene Ontology annotation, cellular component: nucleus. Gene Ontology annotation, molecular function: SUMO conjugating enzyme activity. The transcript has 5 exons. Lineage: Eukaryota; Viridiplantae; Streptophyta; Magnoliopsida; Solanales; Solanaceae. The record is from RefSeq and is a predicted model, not a curated record.
AAAAAAAUUUGAAAAAACGUUUCGUUUUCCAAAAAAUGUAUAACUUCAUCCAAUAGGAGUGUCUUGGACUGGUGAAAAAACAUUGCGUAUAAAAACCCCCUUUUGGCUUUGACAAAGUUAAUAAGUGAUUUCUAAUUUUAGUAGCAAAGCUGAUAUCAGAGAGAAAAAUGUCGGGCGGAAUAGCGCGUGGUCGUCUUGCUGAGGAGAGGAAAGCAUGGCGUAAAAAUCACCCUCAUGGUUUUGUGGCAAAGCCGGAGACUGGUACUGAUGGGUCUGUUAAUUUGAUGCUUUGGCAAUGUUCUAUCCCUGGUAAACCUUCGACUGACUGGGAGGGCGGUCACUAUCCACUAACAAUGCAAUUCAGUGAAGACUAUCCAAGCAAACCCCCGAAGUGCAAGUUUCCACCAAAUUUCUUUCAUCCAAAUGUAUAUCCUUCAGGAACUGUAUGUUUGUCGAUCCUCAAUGAGGACAGUGGAUGGAGGCCAGCCAUUACAGUUAAGCAAAUUUUGGUGGGUAUCCAAGAUUUGCUCGACCUGCCAAAUCCUGAUGAUCCAGCACAAACCGAUGGUUAUCAGCUCUAUAUGCAGGAUACAGUCGAGUACAAGAGGCGAGUGAAGCAGCAGGCCAAACAAUAUCCAGCUCUACUCUAGUUUUAGCUGCUUGAAGACGAUGUAAUUAAAUAUGACUAUGAGUAACUUUCUCUUGAUUCUUAACAACACCAAUAUUCCUCGUUGACAUAGAGGCUCUAUGGCUAACUAAAUGGCUAACUUUGGGUACUUAUCUUGUCUAUGAUUCAGUGAUACACGUGGUUGGAAUGGGCAACUUGCAUGCUUUAUCUUGUUUCUGAUUA